Molecule: messenger RNA, 1137 nt
Organism: Alternaria atra
Lineage: Eukaryota; Fungi; Ascomycota; Dothideomycetes; Pleosporales; Pleosporaceae
Exons: 1
Coding region: 1-1137 (378 amino acids)
Biological process (GO): tRNA 5'-leader removal; tRNA 3'-end processing; endonucleolytic cleavage in ITS1 to separate SSU-rRNA from 5.8S rRNA and LSU-rRNA from tricistronic rRNA transcript (SSU-rRNA, 5.8S rRNA, LSU-rRNA)
Cellular component (GO): ribonuclease MRP complex; multimeric ribonuclease P complex
Molecular function (GO): ribonuclease MRP activity; ribonuclease P activity
Source: RefSeq, a predicted model, not a curated record
AUGCUCGAUAUACACCGUCCCGAUUCCGCGCCCGAUACCAAAAUCUACUUCUCCCACUGCGUCCUACCGUCCUACAUCGACCCGCAAAAUGUCUCGACGAAGAAGAAGCCCUUCUCAGCUUUCAAUAAGCAGAAAUACAGCCAUACUAUGGACCUAAUCCUCCCCGAAGAGUUAUACGAGCUUGUAAGGAAUGAAAUGGACCGCUUCGAUGGUCCCGCCAGAGCGCAGUAUGCGCGGGUGCAUAUGAAGCUUGGAGAGAUUAUCGAGAGCGAAUUCCUAGACACCUACAUCAAGCAAGGAAACAUCAUGAUGCUCAGCGAAGGCCGACCACUCAUCGACGACCGAUUCGAACUAUACGAAGGCACUCUGCGCAUGGAGCUCACGCGCCCGACGUAUGAACGAUGCGGCCUCCAGGGCACCCCGAUCGAAGACGGCGGCAAGAAGCACCAGAAGCAGCGAUGGGUGGUGGAGUACGAUCUCCGCGCAAGCUCAAUGAAGCACGGGAAGAAGGGGUUCUCAAGACUAGAAUGGGCGUGCAAGAAUGUUUUGGAUCGUUCGCUCACCUGGCUCUUCUGUAACUUGAACCCCUCCUCCGCCGAGUCGCUUGCUGAGGGAAAAGAACCGAUCUCGAAGCACGCGCCUUGGCUUCACAAUAUUGUUCCCGAGGAGACGAGGAUGGGUAAUGUUAUUGUGCCGCGGCUCUCCGUCAGCGACCUCACGAAUCUGUAUGCUGAAGAGGACGCGCUUGAUCUUCUUGAGUACCUCCACAUGCUGCAGCUGAAAUCUCCUCGAGUGGAGAAGAACGACAAUAUAAAUCCACAUCUGUCGCGCUACGAGGUCCCAGACCUGGGAAAAGGUGUGACUUCCAAAAACUUGGUCACCGUGCGAUGGAGAGGAUUCAUGUCGCCGGCGUUUGUGCGCAAUAUCUUCCUCGUGGUAAGAAAAGAAGGUUUCAAAGGCAGGAAGGGAGUCAAUGGUACACAAGAUGCAGACGUCGAUAUGGAAGGAAGCGGCAUGGCGAAAGAGGACGAAGAUGAGUGGUUUGCUAUGAGUGCACAAGCUUUUGGAGGCAAGAAUACUUGGACAGUGAUACAAUUUGCAGGACGCCAAACACUCGUUUGGGAGAUGGAAAGCUGA